CUGGAGUAUUCUAGAAAACGUGCCUCGGACAGAGCGAUCGGUCACCGGCUGAAGAACCUACAUCAGCACACCUAUAUUCAACAACAGAUAUACGAUGGCAAAGUGGGGAGAAGGAGAUCCUCGUUGGAUUGUAGAGGAAAGGGCAGAUGCGACAAACGUCAACAAUUGGCACUGGACGGAGCGCGAUGCCACCAGCUGGUCGUCGGAGAAGCUGAAGGAGCUGCUGCUGGGGCUGCGCGUGGAGGGCGAGCAGGGCUCCUGCGAGGUCACAGAGGUCAGCAAGGUGGAGGGGGAGGCCUCCAUCAACAACCGCAAGGGCAAACUCAUCUUCUUCUAUGAGUGGAACCUCAAGGCCAAGUGGAAAGGUGUCACGAAAAGCGGGAUCAAAUACAAAGGCCACAUAGAGGUGCCAAACCUUUCAGACGAAAAUGACAUGGAAGACCUUGACAUCAGCGUGACACUGAGCAAAGACCAGCCAGACACUCAGCUCUUGACGCUCAUGAGGAAAGAGGGAGCAGAGAAGGUGCGCACCGCCCUGGGGACCUACAUCAGCUCUCUCAAGACAGAGUUCACCCAAGGCAUGAUCCUGCCCACAGCCAACGGCCUGUCCGUGGCACAGACGUCCCAGUCCAAGGCCAAGGUGGACAAAACCAUGAUUGGGUCCAACUGCUCGACUCCUGCCGCCAAUACUGGCGUGAAGAUCCCCACCUGCAAGUUCACCAUCAAGGACACCUUCAUGACGUCUCCAGAGGACCUGUUCAGGGUCUUCCUCAACCAGGAGAUGGUGCAGGCCUUCACCCACUCUGCUGCCAUGGUGCAGCCUGACAAGGGGGGCAAGUUCCGCCUGAUGGACGGCAAUGUGAUGGGGGAGUUUCUGGAGCUGGUUCCUGAGGAAAAGAUUGUGAUGAAGUGGCGGUACAACUCCUGGCCAAGCGAGCACUAUGCCACCAUCACACUGACGUUCUCGGACCGGGGCAGGGAGACGGGUCUGACGGUAGAGUGCCGGGCGGUUCCGGAGAGCGAGGAGGAGCGGACGAAGGAGGGCUGGCACCGAUACUACCUGCAGAGCAUCAAACAGACCUUUGGCUAUGGGUCACGGCUAUACUGAGCUCGGACCCACCGCGGCCCCCCUACUCUCCUCUAUUCUCUUCUCUUUCCUCCCUUCCCUUCCCCUCUCUGACCCGACUUUUUUGUUUUUUAUUUUGUUAGUCUUUUUUUGUUGUUAAUGCACAGAACAGGAAAAAACAACUAAACUAUUCCACGUCAGAAAGCAACUUUGCCUAAAGACCCGGCCUGGCACCAUUUCAAAAUGAUUGUUUUGGGUUGUUUUUGUUUUGUUUUGUUUUUUUAAGAAAAGCGGAAAAUCAGUUUUGCUUUUGGUCUUUCGUCAGCAUUUUUCAUCCUCAUGUACAGACAGAACACUUUGAAAACUGCACUCGAGAACUUUCAGUGAGUGACGAGACGAGACGAUACAAGACGAAAGAGGGUCAAGAAAUCUUCAUGUAUUAUCUGUGUGUAUGUGUGAGCGUAUGAAUGAAAUAACUUAAAUGUAAAUUUGCGGCGCCAGCAGCAGCGCAGUCUUUUACCACUCUGGCUUCUCUCCUGGUCCCUAUGAAGGUUGGACUGUGCCUUCAUAGACCAAAGAGGAUUCAGAGGUUUUAAAUAAAUAUGGGCUGUUUCUCCUAUGUUCAUAACUGUAUAGAAAAAAAAAUAAAUGGAAAGAGCAUGGCAAAAACAAGAAAAGUAAAAACGCAAACUUUGCAAACA
Molecule: messenger RNA, 1767 nt
Organism: Engraulis encrasicolus (European anchovy)
Lineage: Eukaryota; Metazoa; Chordata; Actinopteri; Clupeiformes; Engraulidae
Product: activator of 90 kDa heat shock protein ATPase homolog 1-like
Exons: 9
Coding region: 95-1108 (337 amino acids)
Biological process (GO): protein folding; positive regulation of ATP-dependent activity
Cellular component (GO): cytosol
Molecular function (GO): ATPase activator activity; protein-folding chaperone binding
Source: RefSeq, a predicted model, not a curated record